Photinus pyralis (common eastern firefly) is the source of this 5067-nucleotide messenger RNA. RefSeq lists its product as uncharacterized. Lineage: Eukaryota; Metazoa; Arthropoda; Insecta; Coleoptera; Lampyridae. Bases 561 to 1001 code for a protein of 146 amino acids. The record is from RefSeq and is a predicted model, not a curated record. The transcript is spliced from 3 exons.
GUGACGAAGGGCGUCUAAAGCUCAUACGACAACGUACUGCUUGGCCUAAUGUUUCAUUUUCUGUAUUUAUCAACGAAUUUUGAAGAUUUCGUGUAAAUAGAAUUUAUUAUUGUUAGUUAAUUAGUUCACAUGCUAUUGGAUGGCUUCAACUCCUUCUCCUCAUUUUGAACUUCUCAGCUUCUCAUUUGAAUGCAAAAAGGAAACCAAUUAAUUCUUACGUCAAUUUAUCUACAAUUACCAAGUCAAAACUACACGAGUUCAAGUUAAAAAUUACAAGACUGAAAAAUUUACAUCCCUCGUUCUAAAAAGAAACAAAGUAUUUUGUUACAGAAGCUUUACUACCUAUACCCGACUCUGUUGCCACUAUAGUAACAGACACAGGAUGAUUUUGAAAUAGUGCCAAAUUAAAGUCUAUAGCUGCCGUGUGGAUAACGAUUUUCUUCUUACGAGAUAAUUAUACGAUCACCAUCGAACUGGCGAAAACAAUCGAAAAAUACAUUAAGCUUAGCCUUCUCAAGAAAAUUUUAAAAGUGGCGCCGUUUAAAUUGAGAUUUACAAAAAUGUCGAAGAGCUGUUCAACCACAGAGGAAUCACUCGAUAUACCGGGAGAAUGUGACACGGAAAUAGGUAGCCCUACGAAAAAUUUUACCGAAAUGACCGAUGCAACGGAUGGAAUACCUUCCAGCCCACCCCCGUCUUAUGAGCACGUAUUAGAAGAGACUAGGCUUCAGGCCCAAAAAGAAGACUCCACACCAACAGACCCAACCAAAGGUCCAGAAAUAUUUCACAAAUCUAGCAAAGAACUCUAUAAAGCGGUAGCAAAACAGUUUGGUAUUACAUGUAAAAUGUCCGAUCAGUGUCGGUGUUUAGACUGUCAAAGUCAUUAUUUCGAGUGCGAGUACGACCAAAACGAAGACGAAAAAACGGACGGAGGUUUGGGCGCUGGUACUCCAAUGUUUAUAUCGGAAGUAAUGCACGGCACUGCUUGUAGUAUAUUAUAAGUGUUUUUAACUAUCUUGUUAUCUUAGCUAGGAACUUUAUGACACAUUGAAUGUUAAAGUCGUAAAAUAUCGGAGAGUUAUAGUGGCACUGCACUUUUACAUCGGGGAUGCUUUUUUUUUACAAAAAUCUAACCCCUAUUGUCAAACUUUCAUUUAAUCAGUGCGUUGUGAUCACUAAAUUUGUACAUGACACAGGAGAUACAGUGUUAAACCUGCAUUUUUUCGAAUGUGUAACCCUUGAUCAAUGGAACAUUAAAGGCACAACGAUCAGUGCCGAUUAAGAAACUAAAGAUUAUAAAAUUCAGUUGCUCAAAGAAAGUUUUCUAUUAAUUUAACAUAUUAAAUUAAUAAAAAAAUUUCUUUGAUCAACUGAAUUUUAUAAUCUUUAGUAGGUAUCCGCUCAAAGAAAAUAAAAAUGAAGUACUUCAUCCAAAUAAUCAAGAAACUCGAUUGGACAAUUUUUGAAUUUUGACGAAUGAAACUUAAUCAACUGAACUGAGGUGAAACUAUCGUGGACAACCUGCAAUUUAUAAAAUAAUUAAUUGACUUUACUCCCAUACUUCGUGCAAAACAACAAUUUGAAGGUGACAGAUUCCCCAUCUUAUUUUCUAAUAUCGUAUUGCGGCAACAAAAGAUAUUUUUUGACGUUUUCCCAAAUUUAAAACCUUUAUUCUAUUACUCAAAAAUAUUACCUGUGUCACUCAGAGUCUUUUAAUCAAAGAAUGAAUACAAAAAGUCAUGUAUGAACGUAAGCUUGGUUUUCUAAAAUUUAAGGUUUAUUAGUGGGUCAAAUAGAUUUUGAAAAAAUGGACUUUUUUUAAAAUUAGGUCUAAUUUCAUUUUGUGCGCUUAGGUAUACAUCCACAUGGCCGAUAUGGUUACGCUGAUUUCUAGAGUUCAUACGCACAAAUAUUUUAAGUAAUAAUUGCUGAAAACACAAAAGUUAUCGACACCAUCCUAUCGACACCAAACCAGAUUUUCAACUUAAAAAAAUGCAACUAAAAUAUUUUUGUAUCGUCACGUCAACCAAAAAUUGAGAAUAUAUUGGAAUAAGUGCAAUUAUUAAGUUUAGUAACAAAAUCGUAGCAAUUCUAAAUAAUUGUAUCAAUUCUGUUUGCUUUCAGAUAAUUUUCAAAAAUUGACAAUGGAGAAUUUUAUUCAAUUUAUUUUUAAUAACAAAAAAAAAUAUCUACAUGAUUUCUACUCACCAUUAACCCUUAGUGAAACGUUAAAAUAAUUUGCUUAACUGACAUAUCCAUAGGAAUAUUAAACGUAAACGCACACCAAAAAGUUAAAACUGUUAAAAAAUUGUAUAUUUUUGUAAGUAUAGGAAUUAUCUAUUGGUCAAAACACGCACAUUGUAGGUUUACCUGUAGACCCAUGACCUCAUUUCGAUAAUCUAAAAGGUAAAAGUAAUUUGUAGAUUGACUACGUAACUAAAUUUAAAUGGGACCCAAAGCAAAUUUUAAUGGAAAAUACAAUUAUAUUUUUGUAUAAGUUGAGCUAUAAUAGAUAAUAAUUCUGCGAAGAUGGACUAUGUAUGCAAUAAUAAAGGUGAUUUUGAUUUGGAACCUAUUCAUGGAACGUUUUUUGUUUUGGCCAAAUUUAUCCAUCCUUCGUAGAAAACUGUGUAUAGUCAGAAACGCACAUGGUCGUAAGGGUGAGCGGGAGACUUAGGAUUAACACAAAAGGGUACAAAUUUAAUCGUUAAUAUCAGUCGGACUGAGUCAGAAACGCACAUAACUAAAAUUUGAAAACGCACAGUGUUGAUGGGGUAAAUUUAGGGUAAUUAGCACAAAAUUGCGCACAAACUGUAAUUAACGGAUAGAUAUGUUAUUGCCAAAAAUUCAAUUUUAUUGAGCGGAAUUAUUUCAUUUAUUACGAAUUUUGUACUCACAAGCUUGGAGGACGACACUUGUGUAUAAAGAUCGUAUUUCCUUAUUAUCUUAAUCACACUAGCAGCUCACUAAACCAGUUGACCCAUUUCAUUGUUUAGUAAAAUUAAAGUGCUAUUGAUACGUUCCCUUUUUUCGAGUUACCUUCCACGCAUCGGAUUGUUCUGGCUGUACUAUAACAAAGAUGUGCCCAAUAUCUACGCCUAUAUUUACAUUUAUAUCAGUAGCAUCUCCCAUACCUUUUUCGUUCUCUCUCACCAAAUCCAAUUGCGCACAGUUUCGUAAUUUGAUAAUUAGAAGUGUUAGAGUUGUCUGUUUUAAUCAAUUAGAAGUUAAUAUUCGAGAUACUAAAGAAUGUUUCGAUUCGAUCCAUUGGCAGUAAUUAAAUAUGUAUAGCUUAAACUUGUCACAAACGCAACAAAAUUGCGCACAAAUUUUCGAAACCUUUCAGUUGGUGUUUUUUUAUUUCAAAAAAGCAAGGCUCUCUAAUAAACCUUAAAUUUGCAAAAGAUGAAAAAGUACAAAUAGAGAUAGAGAAAGUAACUUGUAGAAUAAUGACAAUAAGACUGUACCCGUUUGUUAUAUGUUGACACUAAACGUUCUUGUUUUUGUCAUUUACUGAACAUUAUCUUCUUCAAUAACAAGUCCUGCUACCUUUCGAUUAUGUUUUAGGACUUAUUGGUACGAGCAUCCACAAAGCAUUGGAAAAAACGUGAGAUUCAAAAUAAAACCUAAGUCCCAGUGCCACAAAUAACUCUCGCAACUGAUGAUCUUUCACCCAUUCAGAUCUAAAACGAAUUUGCAUCAGUGGCAUGUUACAGAAAUUCAACUACACCUAAUAUUUCUAAGUUAGUGUCUAAUAAUAAACAUUUAUAUAUUGUAUAUAGUUAUGAAUGGGGAUGAGAAGGUCUAAAACAUUUAGCAUAACACAACGCCCUAAAGUAUACUCGUAAAAUUUCCAAAUAGUAUAAGUUUAUUUUCUACUUACUCGGUAAUAAAAACAUACAUCUAGCUAGAUCAUCAUUGCCUUCAUAUAGCUUUACAAUAUUGUGGUGUAUAUUAAGUGUUCCAGCUAACAUUCUGAGUGUCAAUGUGUGUACAAAGCUUCAACUGUGGGUAUAAACUUAGGCCAGUUUUUUAAAUACUUAUCUAUUAGUUCAUGUUAUAGUAUAGUUUUCUAACGAAUAAGUUAUUUUAGGGUACUUGUAAUAUAUAAAACUCAAAGUAUGCUUUCCUUCGGAUCUCUAACCAAAAUAUUCUAUAUAUACUAUUUGUCAUAUUUUUAUAAUGCUUGUAAAAUUAAUGUUCAGACUAUAGCUACUAAUUGUGCAAAAAUGGUUACAGCUACUUCAUAAUCUCUUGGAAAAUGUUGAAUAAGUUUAUAACUGUGCAAGUUACCUAUUUAUAUUAGUUUGAUAGACGUACUAAGCAGGUUACAGUUACAGAACCAAAUUGCACAAGUUAAAAUGCCUUUUUGAUAUACUGGUGUAAAUGAAGGUAUAGCAGUGCCGUAAAUGAUAUAGAUAGUAUAAGGGCAAAUGGACGAAACCGUAACAAAAACAACUUUAGCUAAUCGUAAGCACUAAGCCGUUAAUCCACAUUUGCAGUUAUGCACAUCAAAAUUCAAUCAUUUUGCAAUUAAUGACCGUUGUCGUAACAAUGUAUUAUAUCUGAUGUUUGAUCAUCCUAAAUUUAGAAAUUCAGUUAAAUACGAUAAGCGACGUAACUUUAGGCUUUGUUAAAGAAUGAGCGAUAAUUGAUAGGUACACUACCUCACACUCCAGCGUUUCAGUUAUUGUUCGUUCCAUGGAAUUUAUUUGAACGAAUAAGAUGAUAAUAUCAGAAAUAAUAAAUUGUCAAUUAUGAUUUACAUUUUCAGGAUGUUGUUUUAUUUGGUUAACAGCUCAGUGGCUGUAAUACGUAUAACUAAGUACUUAAAAAUAUAGUUAGAUGCAUAUUUGUAACAAAAAAACGUAUAUUGUAUAGACCCCUACAUUUUUUGGACUGAAAAUUGUAACACAAACUCACUUUGUUAAUUUAACUUAAAUAUGGAAUGUAUAGAUUGGUCAUUGUGUACUUACAUUACGUUAUUUAUUCUGUCUGUAUUUCUAAAUGACAAUGAAAUUUAUUAAGAAAUUUUUUUUGGUACGCAUUAUUUAUAAACUACCUACU